CAACAGGAGGCAGGCUCGAAAGGAAAUCGAAAGAGAAAGAAAUUUGCUCUGAUUUUCCUUUCCUGUGUUAGGGAGAGACUCCACCCUCUGCCUCGUUCCCUUCUCUGUUUCCAGCCCGUGUCUGUGAACUUUCUGAUUAUUUGCACUUUGCUGUGUGAUUUCCCAGGUCUGUAGCUGUCCGCAAAGGAGCGGGGCGGGGGUGUGGGAGGAGUUGUAAGCGUUAGUGCUCGGAGCCUCCCCGCGGACAAUGUGGGGAGACGAAGACUAUGAUUCCACUUGGGCAGAGAGCGAAGGCGAACCUGAGCCCGAGUCAGCAGCGAGCUCCCCGAAAACUCAACAAAAACGAACGGUGCCCCGGAAGAACCGACCAGAAACUGGCCCAAGACCUGAGAAGCGAAACUAUCCGAAAUAUGACUCGGCCCAUCGCUGGCGAAAUUGGAGAGCAGCAAAGGACCUGCAGCGCUAUCGGCAUGGUUACCCUGAUUUGGAUGAUAAAGCAAAGAAUAAUGAUAACACUAACUUCAAGUUCUACAUGAAUCAGAAAGCCUCUCAGCCUGAUGGAUGGACCAUUGAGGAGAUAAUUCAGAAGUGGAAGGGAAAAUAUGUACUUUUGGAGAGGAGCCAUUCGUACAUCCAAUGGCUGUUCCCAUUGAGAGAACCUGGAAUGAAUUGUUAUGCUAAGGAGCUCACAAGACAAGAAAUUGAGCUAUUCAAAAAUUCUAAAGAUGCAACUUGGAGACUGAUUAAAGCGUAUGAGAUAAUGCUGGAUUUUUAUGGCAUUAAAUUAGUAAAUCGGAAAACAGGAGCAGUGAAACGAGCCCUUCACUGGAAAGAGCGAUUCAACAACCUCAAUCUACGCACACACAAUAAUCUCCGCAUCACUCGAAUACUGAAGUGCCUUGGAGAGAUGGGCUUUGAACACUAUCAGCCCCCAUUGGUGAAGUUUUUCCUAACUCAAACACUGGUUCAUAACCAGUUGCCCAAUGUUAGAGAGAGUGUCUUGGACUACUUUCUUUAUACCAUUCGAAGUAAAUCUGAGAGAAGAAAGUUGAUAGUAUAUGCCCAGAAGCAUUAUCGGCCAAGAGCAGACUUCGUCUGGGGUCCUCCCAAGGAAAUAGAACACCGGUUUAGGCAUAUUCAUGAAGAACUCAAUAAGGAAGAAGAAGAAACAAUGAGUGAGGAAACAUCAGAUGAAGACACGUUGGCGAAAGGUGAAGAAAGUAGUUGCUUGCCAUCAGAUGAGGGCCACGUCUCAAAGCAGAGACGUCUAAUGAAACAGAGGCCUUCAGAUUCUCAGGAGAGGAAGACAGUGUGUCAGAAAGACACAGAGGAGACCUCGGAGUAUCAAGUAGAAGCUGAAAAUCCUGAUGCGCCCAUAAGUCAGGAGAGGUGUAGCACUGAAGAGAAGAGUGAUGGCGACGAAAACAAGUGCAAUGAAAAUAUUGAAAAGCAAACUGAAGGUGUGGAAGCGAUUGCUGUGCAAAAUAUUAAACCGAAUGCUGAAGACUCAGUGCAAGAUAUUGAAGGGGCUGAGAACGGCCAAACUGAACAUGAAAGAAUGGAAGGUGAUGUGGGAACACAAAAAAUAGAAGGUGAAGCUACUUGCCAAACAGGAAAGGAAAUGUUAGUGCAUUCAAGGGAAGCAGAAAUGCCGGUUAUGGAAGGGAAAGUCAUAAAGAAAACAGCAGAAGAGGGGGUUGAUGAGAUGGCUGAGCCAGGGCAAGUGAGCACUGAAGCAGAUAGUCCUGUAAUUGAAGGAAGUCAAACUGGCAAUACAUCAAAGGAAGAGCUAGAUGAUGUAGCUAAACUAGAAGUGAUUACCAAAGAAGCUGAUAAAUCUACAAAAGAAGUAACAGCAAUUAGCAAUUUAGAACAGAAAAAUGUGUUGGCUGAAUUAAAAAUUCAUGAAGGUCAAGGCGAUUCUGAAAGGAUGAUCCCACACUCUGGUAAAGAUGAAAGUGAGUGCACAGAAGAAAUGGAAAUACAAGAAGUGGGACAGCUAGAAGCUGGAAAAGACCCUGUAGGGAAAAGUGUGGAAAUGGAAAUGGAAGCUAGUAAGUGUGCUGGAGAGGAUGGAGAUGUAGAAAUGGAAGAUUGAGUUGUUUGUUGGCAAUUUUAGCAGUGUGGCAGCUCAUUGCUUUACAAGACAGCAGGCUAGAGAAUCAUUUUAGGAUACUACUUUUGAAGAAGAACCCCAAGCUUACCCUCAAAUGCAGAGUUCCAAACAAAUGGAUUUCACUAGGCAGUAGCGUUGGGGAUUGGGAGACAGAAAUACCUCGCGUGGCUACCAUAGACCUCUCAAUGCCAGAUACUAAAUUGUAUUUAGAGGCUGGUGUGUGCAUGUGUAUAUUUAAUACUUACAUUUUUAAAUAAAGUGCUGAUAGAAGAUGAAGUUAACUAACAUUUUGUGGCUGAUUCUAGCUCUUGUCCUUUGGGUCUGUUUAUAUAGUGCCCAUAAAGGGAGUGGAGUGAGAAAGAGAACAUCAGGUAACCUUUGUUAGUUUAUUCAUCUGGUAUUUAAAUAGCCCCUUUUUAGUUAGGUUUCAUAAGGAGUGUGUUAUCGAAUGGAGUUUCACACUGUGACACAGCAAGAGAUAUGAGAUUGAACAAUCAGAAACUUAGCCAGUGGUAGGUUUUACGGGGUGUCUUGGUGAGAGUGAGUGACCUUCAAGGAGGAAUUGUGAAGCUUGUGAUAGAAACAAGUGUUCUUAAUCUCAAGAAGCUAUUGUCCGGGAAGGCAAAGAGAGAGGCCGUGCAGCUGCACAGACUAAGUCCUCUAACUGUGCUGAUCACCUGUUCUCUGCAGUUAGGAGUAGGAGACUAGUCUAAUAUACCUGGUGCCCAAAAUACAUUUAAAUGUUGGAAUGAGCAUCAUUCUGGUUGUUCUGAAGUGCCAACAAAGCUUCCAUCUAGUGAAAAUAAAUGAUGUUUAUACAAUGCUACAGUGUAGGGUCCUAGUCUCUGUUCUGCUCACUGGGCUCCUUGUGUAUUACAGACCUGUUGUAGGACAUCUUUAUCCUACUCUGAGGAAAGAAUAGGAAUAGGAGGUGGCCAUUCAGCCCAUUUUGAGUCUGCUCUGCCAUUCUAUAAGAUCAUGGCUGAUCUGGUUAUUCCACAUGUGAGAAUCACACUUGGCAGAAACAAAUGAACAAGACAAACUUUGAAAACUGAAAUUUUAGUUCUGAACGUACAGACGUGGUGCUUAUUCAGACGUGAAACAUCCUUGAAAAAUAUUGCCUGAAUCUUCAUUCUGUGUGCACACAAAGCUCAGUUUGACUUCAUCGUGCCUGCCAAUUCUAUGAUUCUAAAUCAAAUGUAGAAAAAGUACCAUUAGGGAGUAGGACUAGAGAUCCAGAAACUACCUUUCAACCUAUUUUUGUUUGCCUGUUUGAUUCAAGUGAAUUUUGUUAUGUUCAGAAUUGUUAUUAUUAAAUGUUUUAUUUGAUUCCA
Molecule: messenger RNA, 3450 nt
Organism: Stegostoma tigrinum
Lineage: Eukaryota; Metazoa; Chordata; Chondrichthyes; Orectolobiformes; Stegostomatidae
Product: opioid growth factor receptor-like protein 1
Exons: 8
Coding region: 248-2098 (616 amino acids)
Cellular component (GO): membrane
Molecular function (GO): opioid growth factor receptor activity
Source: RefSeq, a predicted model, not a curated record